AAUAAUUUUUAAAAAAGAUUAAUUUAUGAAAUGGGUGGGGCUAAUUAUCUUUAGUUAUUAAAGAAGGUGUGGUCAGCUGUAGUACGUUCCCGCUGGCGGGAUCUUUUAACCAGAAGAAGAGGCCAUGAGUGUAUUUAAGGGAAGUAUACUGGAGUACCCAGGACUGGUUGUUGAUAGAUUCAAUCCAGUCAACUGCAGGAGAGGCCGGGCCUUCUUCCUAUCACACUGUCAUAAAGAUCACAUGAGUGGACUGGAUUCAGAUGAACUUCUGAAAGUUUUAAAAGAAUUAAAAAUAGAUUUUUAUUGUUCGGAGGUGACACACGCGUUGCUAAGCAACGAUCCUGGCUUCUCACACCUCAUGCCUUAUUUGGUAUCAGUUCCAGUGGGAGAGACGAUCAGCCUCAAACUGAACACAUUCAGAAAUGAAGACCAGGUGGUUACUGUUAAUGUCACUCUAUUACCAGCUGGUCAUUGUCCUGGGUCUGUAAUGUUUUUAUUUCAAGGUGAUGCUGGAAAUGUAUUAUAUACAGGUGAUUUCAGGCUCUCAUUGAGUGACAUUAGGGGGUGUGGCCCACUGCAUACUGAUGAUGGUAAAGUCAUUGAAAUCAAGGCGUUAUAUCUUGACACGACAUUCUGUCAUCCAAAAUCAACUAACAUCAUAUCACGUGACGAAACAAGAGAUAUAAUACUGAAGAAGGUCAAAGAAUGGCUGGCCCAGGGUCCUGAUAAUAUAGUUCGGUUGGAUUGUCGAUCCUUUGGUUAUGAGCACAUACUAAUGUCACUCUCCCUCCAGCUGGACACUAACAUACACACAGCUGGUUGGAAGAUAAGGUCUUACUCCGUCCUACCUCAGGUUCAUCAGUGCUUGACUGAAGAUGGGAACAGUACGAGAAUACAUGCUUGUGUUAAUAAGAAAGGGACACAGUCUGUUUCUGGUAAACUGCCUUGUGGAGCCACACCCACUAAAGGAGGUACUCCUAAUAUAUUAACAAUCAAGCCAUCAGCUCAAUGGUUUCUUAGCAAUGAUAAGCCACACCCAUCAGCAUUUUUUCCUGAAUUUAAUUUAUUUCGAGUCCUUCAUUCAAUGCACUCCAGCUACUCUGAGAUUAUUGAGGUAGUCUCGUACCUGUGUCCAGUGUCCAUUGUACCGUGUGUCAUUCCAUACACACUCGGGGACACAUCACUGGUUGAUAUACACAGCAGGUUGCGUCAUCUUUUAAGGAACCCUUCACCUGUUGUUGAAAAACCUCUUCCCAGUGCUACCGGAAAGAGAAAAAGAAAUUUAGAAAAGGAGGAACCAAUUAAGAAAAGGGCAGAGUCAUUUAAUGACGAGGCGGAGUCUGACAGUUCGUAUGAAACUAAUGAUGAAUUUAUUAGUGAAGAGGAGGCGGAGUCACAAGGAGACCAUACCCACCCUGAUAGCUUACUGUCUAUUAUAGGACAACAAACAAACAACAAACAAAAAACGUGUAAACAACCAACAAUCAAACUGACAUUUAGCAUUGAAGAGGAGGAGGUGCUGGAGGGACUAGAGGGAGAGGAGGUUAAUAAGGGACUGGAGGGGGAGGGGCCAGGAGAGGAGGAGGGGCCAGAAGAGGAGGAGGAGGGGUUAGGUGAUUGUAUUAUUGACCUGACUCAUAGUUCAAGCGACACUAGUGAUCAUCAGUCCACUCCAGCUGGAUCAGUUAUUAUCAUCAGUGAUGAUACAACUAACGGAUCAAUGGGCGGGUCACUUGAAGCCACUAGCACUGGGUCUAUAAGAGGAGGGUCUGUCAGUCCUGGAGGAGGAGGAGGGGCUAAUAGUGUAGGAGGGUCUCCACUGGUAGUAUUAUCCAGUUCUAGUGAUGCCAGUUGUAAUGGACGUGGAACGUCACCCUCUAUAGUCCCCCUGUCCCCCUCUAAAGAACCAGCAGAAUCCAUUUUAUUAAAGAGGAAAGGCUCUUUUUUAUAAACUUCACCAGCUGCUAAUAUAUUAUUAUAUUAUGUUUUGAAUACAUAAGAUAUAUUCUAGUUAUUUAUUUAAAUUCUGACAUUGUUUAAGUCUA
This is a messenger RNA of Amphimedon queenslandica, 2045 nucleotides long. Its product is annotated as protein artemis-like. The record is from RefSeq and is a predicted model, not a curated record. NCBI's taxonomy places the organism in Eukaryota, Metazoa, Porifera, Demospongiae, Haplosclerida, Niphatidae. The transcript is spliced from 12 exons. Gene Ontology annotation, biological process: interstrand cross-link repair; telomere maintenance; double-strand break repair via nonhomologous end joining. Gene Ontology annotation, molecular function: damaged DNA binding; 5'-3' DNA exonuclease activity. The coding region runs from base 125 to 1951 and encodes 608 amino acids.